GCGAAUCACUAAUAUAGAUGGGUGUUGUUCUCAGUUAGAAACUGUUGCCUCUCCUAAAUUGGAACCGUAAACAAUUUGAGAUGAAGUUACCCAGCUUAGCAUUUCUUUUUCUCAAAAUUCUCACUUCCCAUUUCUUUAGUGAAGUUUAUCAAAAUGGGUGGAUCUGCAUAUGACAUGUCCAAACUCAAAAAUGUAUAAGCCCCUUCUUUCCCUUACUGUUCAGUAUAGAGGAGAAGGAAAAGUGGAAAUAAUUUUGAAUAUAAGUGGUUUCAAUCAAGACUCAGUAAUUUUUGGUGUAUUCGUGGUUUCAAUCGGACAGUCAUUGAGAAAUUCGAGAACUUGAAAUACUGGAAUGGAUCUGGACCCUAAAUUUGACAUUUCUCGCGUUUCUGAUUUUUUUCCCCUUUUUUUUUUUCCUGUCAAUAUUCUUUUCUUGAUGUAAUAAGAAGAAGAAAAAUAAAUUGAUAGGCAAGUUCGUAUGUUCAAAAUGUCCUGCCUAAAGUUUUAAACAAGCAAGUAUUUUAGUUUCGCUUGUUCUCUAUUAACUCUUAUCCUUUCUCUAUCAACUUUCUUUUGGCGUGAAAAAAGAAUAAAAGAAUUUAUAGGCAAGUAUGACAAUGUUCUAAAAAAGUACUGGAGUAGUAUAUUUCUUAAUUCCAUAUUGCCCCAAAAGUAAAGAUAAUAUCCCAAUCCAAUCGGAGGCAGCCCAUGAAUAUUCCUUGCCUAAUUUGACACUCCAGAACUUCAGCUGGAAGGCCUAUUUUCGAAGGAAAGCAUCCCAAACCGAUGCCUUUCUUCAGCCAAGCUGCUGACAUGCAGACAUAAAAAAAAAAAAUUGCAGCAACCUGUGAUGACCAAGCCGAAUAAUGGAGAAGGUUUCCAACACACCCCUGUCUUGUGCGCUUGGCGCAUUGCUUGUCCUUCUUGCACCAAUUUUCCUUCAAGGAGUUGAAGGAAAUAUUGGUGUCAAUUAUGGUACAGUGGCCGACGACCUUCCUCCGCCAGUCCAAGUGGCACGGUUUCUCCUUGAAUCCACCUUUAUCCGUCGCGUGAGGCUCUUUGAUGCCAACCCAGAAAUCUUGCAAGCCUUUGCUCACACUGGUAUCGCAGUGACUAUAAACGUCCCAAAUGAUCUAAUUCCGCUCCUUACCAAGUUGAGUAUUGCUCAACAAUGGGUGGAACUUAACGUCUUGCCUUAUGUCCCCGCCACCAACAUAGUGAGAAUACUUGUUGGCAAUGAAGUAAUUUCAACUGCCAACAAGUUGCUAAUUGUGAGCCUAGUCCCUGCUAUGGAAACGCUCCACGCUGCUCUUGUUGAAAAGUCGUUGGACCGUCACAUCCAAAUUUCUACUCCACAUUCCCUAGGUAUACUCACAAAUUCAAGCCCACCUUCUACUGGGAAAUUUAGAGCAGGAUAUGAUACCCAUGUUCUCAAGCCACUACUUGAGUUCCUUAGAGCUACUAAUUCACCGUUCAUGAUAAACCCGUAUCCAUUUUUCGGUUCUUCUGAUAACACACUUGAUUAUGCACUCUUUAGGCCUAAUCCAGGGGUCUUCGACGAGACCACAGGACUCACGUACACGAACAUGUUGGAUGCGCAAUUGGACGCAAUUUUUUCAGCCCUGAAGCUCCUGGAUUUUGAAGACAUCGAGAUUGUCAUAGCCGAAACUGGAUGGCCAUCGAUAGGAGAUCCAGGGCAAGCAGGAGUAGAUGCAGGAAGCGCAGCGGAAUACAACAGAAAACUCAUACAACACGUGAUGUCUGGAAUUGGGACGCCCCUAAUGCCCAACAGGACAUUUGAAACCUACAUUUUCGCGCUCUUCAAUGAAGACUUAAAGCCUGGGCCAACAUUUGAAAGAAAUUUUGGGUUGUUCAAGCCUGAUAUGACGCCAGUCUAUGAUAUAGGAAUUCUGCGUCCAAUGGUAACUAAUGCCGCCGAUGCUGCUGCUGAGACUGAUCAUAGUCGCACUAAUAGUUGUACAAAUUUGUUAAUGCUUCUGUUAGUGUGCUUGACGUGUUUAUGAAAUUUCCUCUGGCUUCCUGGCAAAAGCGAAAUUUCCAUGAUACCCGACGACACCAAAGGCCGCACCGAUGAAUCCAACUACACCAGCACCUGCUAAGGGAAAAACAUGGUGUCUUCCGAAAUGAGGGGCAAGUAAGGAAGCAUACAGAGGAACAUUGAUUAUCUCUGUGGAUUGGUUUCGACUGCAAACAAAUCCAAUUUGGGGGUCCGUGCUUUCUUGCCAACACUGUUCGAGCUCAUGCUGCGUAUACCAUGAAUGCUUACUAUCUGGCUAGCUGGAAGUGUUAAAGAAAUGGACCUUAGGCUUGACCCAACCCUGAAAACAUGAUGUGGGACUCAAGUUGGAAUUGCUAAUUUGCAAGACAAAAACAAUACUGAAGCAAAAAAGAGCAGAAAAUACUCAGUAACAUAUUUUCAAUCUCCUGCAACAGCUCGGGCAACUUAUCAGGUGGCAACACUGCCAAUGAAUGCAAGGAUUGAAGUCGAGUGCAUAGCAACAUUAUGAUUUCCCCUUGAUGCAUUCAACUUCUGAUGAGGAGAAAGUCUUUUGACUUCCUAGAUAAAUUUGUUAGAUUUAGCUAAGCGGAAAGUUAACUAUUAGUUCAGGAGCUGUUGUUGAUCUUAUUUUAGCUCCAGGAAAUAAACGCUAUCUAACGUACUGUAACUCAGGGGCCAUGAAUAUUACAUGUGAUUGUGCUACACUACGUGAAGAAAGAAACUUAGUGAUAUUUUGGCCCUACUAUAUCCUGUUUAGUCCUUGAAGAUAGCCUUAUUAUACAUUAGGGACAAUGUUAAAGACUUAAAGAAGGAACAGAAACCAUUACAGAGAAAAAGAUGUGCAACAUUGAUGGAGGCUAUUAUGAUUUGACUCAAAAAUGGGGUCCUCAACAAGUUCUAAUCCUUACUAGUCUUCAAAUCCCGGUUUAGAAGGUAAAACAAAGGGUGUUCAACAAGCAUGAAAUAUACAAACAAUAGGAAAAAUUUUAUCAGACACGGUGUUUGUAUCAAACCAAAUGAUGCAUGACAUGUGUUUUGUGCAGAAAUUUCUCAAACUAAGACUUCUUUGUGAGAAUCGAAAUUAGCCGACCCCAAAAUUAGUAUUGAACAGUGGGUGGAAAACCGAAGAAAGCCUUCUAUUGUACCUACAUUUAUUAGAGAGGGCAUUUUCCU
Molecule: messenger RNA, 3193 nt
Organism: Lycium ferocissimum
Lineage: Eukaryota; Viridiplantae; Streptophyta; Magnoliopsida; Solanales; Solanaceae
Product: glucan endo-1,3-beta-glucosidase
Exons: 4
Coding region: 867-2024 (385 amino acids)
Biological process (GO): carbohydrate metabolic process
Cellular component (GO): plasma membrane
Molecular function (GO): hydrolase activity, hydrolyzing O-glycosyl compounds
Source: RefSeq, a predicted model, not a curated record